Messenger RNA from Perkinsus marinus ATCC 50983, 369 nucleotides. RefSeq names its product ribosomal protein L35, putative. The record is from RefSeq and is a predicted model, not a curated record. Lineage: Eukaryota; Perkinsozoa; Perkinsida; Perkinsidae. Gene Ontology annotation, cellular component: ribosome; cytosolic large ribosomal subunit. The transcript has 3 exons. Gene Ontology annotation, biological process: translation; maturation of LSU-rRNA from tricistronic rRNA transcript (SSU-rRNA, 5.8S rRNA, LSU-rRNA). Gene Ontology annotation, molecular function: structural constituent of ribosome; mRNA binding. Bases 1 to 369 code for a protein of 122 amino acids.
AUGAAGGUAAAGGCUUAUCAAAUCCGAAGCAAGUCCGAGAAGGAGCUUCUCACUGAUCUCGACGAGCUCAAGCAGAAGCUCGUCUCUUUGAGGGUCUCCAAGGCUCUUUCCAGCACUGCCGGCAAGGUUGCUGAGAUCAGGACUGUUCGUAAGAACAUCGCCCGUACCUUGACUGUCUACAACCAGGCCAGGAAGGAUGCUGCUCGCGCUUCCUUCGCUGGUAAGAAGUACGUGCCCUUGGAUCUCCGCUCCAAGCUCACCCGUGCUAAGCGUCGUGCUCUUACCCCUGCCCAGUACAACAAGAAGACCGCUAAGGAGCAGACCCGCAAGGCCAACUUCCCCAUGAGGAAGUACGCCGUCGCUGCCUAA